Molecule: messenger RNA, 3518 nt
Organism: Purpureocillium takamizusanense
Lineage: Eukaryota; Fungi; Ascomycota; Sordariomycetes; Hypocreales; Ophiocordycipitaceae
Gene: SFL1
Product: Flocculation suppression protein
Exons: 6
Coding region: 684-2357 (557 amino acids)
Biological process (GO): regulation of DNA-templated transcription
Molecular function (GO): DNA-binding transcription factor activity; sequence-specific DNA binding
Source: RefSeq, a predicted model, not a curated record
CCCCAAUCUCUCCGCUUGCGCCCGCACUCUCAAUCCAGCAACCGCCGCCUUCGCAGCUGCGUCCGCUGCCUCCCCGGGAAAUUUGCCUGCGCUUUUCGCUGUCUCCGGCAGAAAAACGGGGGUUCAUGCCUCGACAUAGGUAAUCGCAAGACCAUCAUCCAUCCAAAAUUCGUCCCAGAUACAACGACACGUCCCCCCAACCUCCGGCAUCGAUCAUCGUCAUCGCAUCAGCCACCCGCACCCAUUGUGCUGGCAGUGCUACCUUGGGGACCUGCUACCUACCCAGCGCACAGGCUCCGCUCGUUGCUGACACAGCACCUCGUUGCGCGCACCUCCUCCCAGACUCGGCCGACUUGCGCCCGCAACACCAGCUCUUCUAGAAGCCGAACUCCCAGGGAAGCCUCUGCGAACCACACGCGAGCGCCCGCGAGCCUGACGCUGCACUGCGCCCGAGUCUUGGCCUCCGUCCGGAUAUCUUCUUGCCAUUGCCAUUGUCUCCUUCGUCUGCAACGCCUCGGCGCGGUCCCCUCCCCGCCCCCCCUGCCUAUUGCGCGCCCCCGCCCACCUCCUCGUCGCCUCCGAACGGGCAGCUGCGCACAGUGGAUAUGAGCGCACUCGGCCGCGACGCCUGAGCUUCCUAGACCGUCCCGAACCCUCCGCUGCGCAUUCGGCACACAGAGUCAAUGGGUGCCCGCGUCGUUCCAGUCUCCGCGCCAGCCGCCAGCAUGUCCUCGACCGGCCACGGGGGUGAUUCCAUGGACAUCACCUCCCCGUCCAACAAGAUGUCUCCCACGAACAAUGAACCCAACGGAAAGCCCGUCGCGCAGGCGCAGGCCAGCAACUCGUCGCCACCCGAGCAAUCUCCAUCGGGCUCCUCGAGCAUGCCAGCCCCUCCGCCUGCUGCUGCCGCCGUGCACCAGCCAAAGAUUGUCCAAACCGCCUUUAUACACAAGCUUUAUAACAUGCUCGAGGACAAUAGCAUCCAGCACUUGAUAUCGUGGUCUGCCAAUGCCGAGAGCUUCGUAAUGUCCCCCUCGGCCGACUUUUCCAAGGUCUUAUCGCAAUACUUCAAACACACCAACAUCUCAUCGUUCGUUCGCCAGUUGAACAUGUAUGGAUUUCACAAAGAACGCGACGUCUUUCACACGGGAAACCCAGAUACCACGCUGUGGGAAUUCAAGCAUGGAAAUGGAAACUUCAAACGGGGUGACCUGAUGGGUCUGCGCGAGAUCAAACGCCGCGCAAGUCGACAUGCGCUCGUUCACAGGGAAAGCAACUAUCCCAAGCAGUCCUCGUCGCAGCCCGGCACGCCGGCCGAGCCGGCUCCGCCACCAGCCGAAGGUUCGGAGGCGAGGCUGGCCCACCUCGAGCACUCCCUUUAUGACUUGAGCAGUCGCCUUCAGCGCAGCGAAGAAAACGCUCAUUAUAUGCAUGUCAAGAACCAAGCGGCCAUGGACACAAUCAACAGACUGCUCCACUUCAAUCAGGAACUCUCACGAGCAGUCCUGUCACUCGUCCCGGCCGAGAGCCCCGCGCACCGUGAUGUUGUGGCAUUGCAAGGCGAGAUGCAAAGACAGUCCGACGUGUUGCGAACAUUUGACGAAUCGCAUGAAGCACCGUAUACCAGCAGACAACAGUACUUCGGCACAGUCGAAAACGCGCCUGUGUCGCCCAGGCAGCUGCCGCAGGACGAUGCCAGGCGGCAAGGGGGUCUCACGGUGCCACAGCCUCGCGGCCAGCCACUUUACCGGCCAACGGUGCCGUCCAGCCUAUCUAUUGGCGCGCGACGUUAUGGCUCCAUUGGCGGCGGGAGUACAACACAGUCGUCGCCACUGCGAAAUGCCGCGCCCCCGCCGCCUCCGGCUCCGCAUCCCCUCUCCAACGUGGAACCACAUCCCGCCAGCCUCGGCCGACGACAUACCGCUGCCGACAUUCGCGCACAUGGCUGGCAACCGGGUCCCUCUCCGUUCUCGGCGUCGAACCCGCCGUCAGCUCCCUGGCCUUCGUCCCCCAGUCGCGUGCCUCAAGAGGAUCAGAGGAUACGGGAAUCCUUGUCCACAUACUCGCUGCAGGCGGCAUCGCAUCCACACUCACUGUCUCGCCCAACCACUCCACCACCAGGGCCUCAUGUCGCAAAUGGAGGAGGCAACAACGGAGCGGACACCUUCGGCACGUGGUCCUGGGGCGCGGCAGUUAACAGAGAUGGGAAAGGACUAGGACUCAAGGACUCAUCGGCACCUCCGACGCGGAGGGGUAGCAUGGCCCAUAUUCUGAACCCCAGCGAUACGGCCGAACGAUCCGACGAGGACGAGGACCCGCGAGGAGACGAUGAUCGGAAACGGAAACGGAUGCAAUAGUCGUCGUGUCUCUUCCAGAUGGCACCAAGCCAGGGUGGCGCACGAGGGUCAAAAAUAUAGCUACGAUCGGGGCGUCGACGUGGAUCUCAUAGCUUGAAGCGGCUGCGAUUUUUUUGGUUUUGUUUUGGAUACUCCACUCGCGAGACGUGCUUUGGUGCUGUCUCGGUACCCAGGAUGCGUUGGAAAAAGGAUAUAUUUACAAGCACAAUCACGAUGACAUACGGGUCAAGGUAGGCUCGAGUUGGACGAGAGAAAGACCAUCUAUCCAUCGCUGGCCUGGUCGCCGUCUUGGGGCGGGGCGGAGGAGCCUAGGGUGGCAAGUGUUUUGCAGGUAUGGCUCCGGGGAGGCGGUCCGUCGGUUGGGGCGCCUGGAUGCGCUCUGUAUCGCCUCUCGCUUAAUAUGCCGGCCGGGUCCUCUUAUGGAGCGAUUCAGGUUGCAGGGCGCAAAAUUGAAUCGUAUUGAGGAUCACCAAGAACACACGCGCCGCUCUGCUCUGGUGGUGAAUGUGGCAAUCGACCGCGGUGCGAUGUGAGUAAUGUCAGAGAUGACGUUUUACCUCGGGACAUAUGUUCAUGGCUCUGACUCUCCAUUUUUUCUCUUACUUUUCCCCUUGUUCUUCUCCUUCUUCUUUCUCUUGACCUCGCUCUUGUAUCCCUGCGCUAUGGGUGCGUCAAUGGGCAGGCUCUCGCUUAGAGCCACAACGGUACCGCCAGAGCCCGGCUGCCUUUCCCCAGCGGAGUAGGACUCAUCCGGUGCAGCGUCUCGCGCCGCCUUCGCAGCCUCGGCGUCGGGCUGUGGCGGCUCUCUACGCGGGCGCUUCCGCUUGCCAAGCGCGGUGCGCCCCUCAUCUUCAUCGCUCUCGCUCUCGACGGUCGCCCUGUGUCGCCCGGCCGCUCGAGCGCCAGCAGCACCAGCAUUGGCAGUCGCGCCGCCGCCGUGCCUCCCUUGCAGCCUACCCCUGAGCAUGCGGUCCGCUUUGCUGUUGCCCGUGACCACCGGCAAGGUGCCCGCGGCGGUCUUCUUGUCCGGGACGUAGCCGGCGCCGGCGUUGGGGUUGGCGCCAGCGACGAGGCGGUCGUCGUCGUCGUCGUCGUCAUCGUUGGCGUUGGCGUUGACGGUGUUUUUUUGCGCGGGUCCCCUUCUUGCGGCAGCGAGUUGCU